This is a messenger RNA of Pygocentrus nattereri (red-bellied piranha), 1022 nucleotides long. RefSeq names its product guanylate cyclase activator 1d (gene guca1d). The transcript has 4 exons. NCBI's taxonomy places the organism in Eukaryota, Metazoa, Chordata, Actinopteri, Characiformes, Serrasalmidae. Gene Ontology annotation, molecular function: calcium sensitive guanylate cyclase activator activity; calcium ion binding. Bases 199 to 771 code for a protein of 190 amino acids. The record is from RefSeq and is a predicted model, not a curated record.
CUAGAGCCCGCUGAAGCGGCCAGUCUGCAGACAGCACUGUCCAGGUGUGGCUGGUCAGCAGGGCUCCUGGACACUGGCCUUGUCUGAGAGCACCUGAAAGGAAUUUUAACAAUCUCGGAGCAGGAACAUCCACAAGGAGCAGACCACCAGGCAGCAGGUGAGGAAAGAGAAGUUUCCUCGGUGUAGCACGGUGCAGCAAUGGGUAACAACCAUGCAAGCCUGGAUGACAUUCUGGCCGAGGACAUGCACCACUGGUACAACAAGUUCAUGAAAGAGUCCCCAUCAGGCCUGAUAACACUCUUUGAGCUGAAGGCCAUCCUGGGACUGCAGGGCAUGAAUGAGGACGCCAACAGUUAUGUGGACCAGGUCUUCAUCACAUUCGACAUGGAUGGGGAUGGAUAUAUAGACUUUGUGGAGUACAUUGCUGCCAUCAGCCUGAUGCUCAAGGGAGAAAUCAACCAAAAACUAAAGUGGUACUUCAAACUUUUUGACCAAGAUGGCAAUGGAAAAAUUGACAAGGAUGAACUGGAGACAAUAUUCACGGCCAUACAGGACAUCACACGAAACUAUGACGUCGUGCCAGAGGAAAUGGUUACACUUAUAUUUGAAAAAAUUGAUGUCAAUGGAGAAGGUGAACUGACCCUUGAAGAGUUCAUUGAAGGAGCCAAAGGACACCCUGACAUUAUGGAGAUGCUGAGAAAAACGAUGGACCUGACUUCAGUCCUAGUCAUCAUAGUUGAAGGACGACAGAAACCAAACAACUGCAAAUAAGGAUUUACCACAAAGACAAUUCAGAAAACAAAGACAAAGCCCCCACAAUUUUACUUGAAAACCAAACACAGAGAGUAAGUGGACUUUCUUUGGACAAAAGGGUGUAUGUGGCUCAAUCUGUAAGGUUCCUUCAAGAAGCACAAUUUGAGGGAGACAGGUUGGAGAUGUACACUAGACUGAUCUGCUAAUGCUUUAAGAGGUUCAAAGGAGACUGCUGGCAAGACUCACAAGAGAAUGAAUUAAAAGGAACA